Messenger RNA from Herpailurus yagouaroundi (jaguarundi), 2242 nucleotides. RefSeq names its product DC-STAMP domain containing 1 (gene DCST1). The transcript has 16 exons. NCBI's taxonomy places the organism in Eukaryota, Metazoa, Chordata, Mammalia, Carnivora, Felidae. The coding region runs from base 54 to 2171 and encodes 705 amino acids. The record is from RefSeq and is a predicted model, not a curated record. Gene Ontology annotation, cellular component: membrane.
GGCAGAGGGGCCGGAGCGGAGGACACCUGUGGGACGAGAGCGGGUGCAGACUCAUGGCCAUCACACCUCAUCGGGAUGGAGCCACAGGGCAGAGGAAGCUCCCCCACACCACCGUGCAGAGGCUCCUGAACUGGGGGCUGCCGGCCCCCUGUGGCCGUUUCCUGAAGCGCCAGCCCGGAGAGUUUCCGGUCACUGCUUUCCUGCUGGGGGCAGGCACUGGAGGGCUCCUGGCCAUGGGUCUCUUUCAGCUCCUGGUGAACCCCAUGAACAUCUAUGAGGAUCAGAAGGUGGUGACAUUGUACAGCCUGGUGGGCUUGGGGGCCGUGGGCUGGGGGACCUCCCCUCACAUCCGCUGUGCCAGCCUCCUGCUGGUACCCAAGAUGCUGGGCAAAGAGGGCAGGCUCUUUGUGCUGGGGUACGCCUUGGCUGCCAUCUAUGAGGGACCCGCGGCCAAUCUGCGGCACAACCUCAACGAGGUGGUGGCCUCGCUGGGCUGCACGGUGGAGCUGCAGAUCAACAACACGAGAGCGGCCUGGCGCGUCUCCACCGCCCCACUGCGCGCGGUGUUCAAGGGCCUGCUGGGCAGCAAAGUUUCACUGAAAGCCGAGACGCAGAACCUCUCCAAGGCCUUCGAGGACCUGGAUGCCCAGGUGAACAGCGAGAUGGGCUACAGCCCCGAGGACGCUGAGAGCCCAGAGGGGACGGCCCGCGGCGUGGGGACCCACCGAGCCCCGCCUUCCGGGCGCCGUCUCUCCACACAGAAGAUGUACGAGCUGAAAACCAGGCUGCGCUGUUCCUACGUGGUGGACCGGGCCAUGCUCAGCUGCCGCCGCUGGUUCGACCGAAAGCACGAGCGGUGCAUGGAGCGCGUCCGGGUCCCGCUGCUCAACCACCUGCUCUGCCUGCCCAUGAAGUUCAAGUUCUUCUGCAGUAUCGCCAGGGCGAUGGAAGUUUGGUGCCGCAGUCGCAUCCCAGUGGAGGGCAACUUCGGGCAGACCUAUGAUUCCCUCAACCGGUCUGUGCGCGACCUGGACGGGGAAUUUUCAGCCACUAUUGACCUCAAGGAAGAGAAGCAGGUGGCGGUGCUGGGCCUCAACACGAGCUGGGAGCACGUGAGCGCCGAGCUGCGGGACCUCGUCCGCCGCCAGGAGGCCCAGCUGGGGUGGACCCUGGGGCUGCUGCGUGUGCUGCUGUCCUGCACCUUCCUGCUCGUCCUGCACGCGUCCUUCUCCUACGUGGACAGCUAUAACGGGGACAUCCGCUUUGACAACAUCUACAUCAGCACCUACUUUUGCCAGAUCGACGAACGCAGGAAGAAGUUGGGCAAGCGGACUUUGCUGCCGCUCCGCAGAGCCGAGGAGAAAGCCGUCAUCUUCCCCUGCAGUCCCUUCAUGCAGGCCUCGGAGACGAGAAACGUGGCGAGGGAGCUCGCAGAGACCCUGCCCGUCCUGCUGCUGCUGCUGGUGCUGUGCGGCCUGGACCGGGCUCUCUACUCCGUCUUCAACACCAUCCGCCAUCACUCCUUCCUGCAGUACUCUUUCCGCAGCAGCCAUAAAUUGGAGGUGAAAGUCGGGGGGGACUCCAUGCUGGCCCGGCUUCUUCGGAAAACCAUUGGAGCCCUGAACACGUCCUCAGAGACCACGGUGGACUCCAGCAACAUGCGCUGCCUGCCGCAGCCCGUGAGCCUGAACCCCAGGGCCUACGUGAGGGCCGCGCUCCCCGUGGGCCUGCUGCUGUGUCUGUGCCUUCUGCAAGCCUUCGGCUACCGGCUCCGGAGAGUCAUCGCGGCCUUCUACUUCCCCAAGCGAGAGAAGAAGCGGGUCCUGUUCCUCUACAAUGACCUGCUGAGGAAGAGGGUGGCCUUUACGAAGCUGAGAAGGGCUGCCAUCGUGAGCCGGGCGCAGCAGCAGAGGGCCCCCCGCCACCACCUGGCCGACGUCCUGCACCGCCGCUGCCCGCUCCUGCGCCGCUGGCUGCGCCGGCGCUGCGUGGUGUGCCAGGCUCCCGAGACGCCCGAGGCCUACGUGUGCCCGACGCCGGACUGCGCGGCCGUGUACUGCCGGUCGUGCUGGGACGACAUGCGGCGGCGGUGCCCGGCCUGCACCCCGCGCGAGGAGCUCUCUUCCUCCGCCUACAGCGACAGCAACGACGACGCCACCUACGCCGAGUGACGGGGCGCCUGUCGCUGUCCCCCCUCCCCAACCCGCUCGUCCGCGUUUAAUAAAAGCCCCUGCACUCCCGA